This is a messenger RNA of Neolamprologus brichardi, 5853 nucleotides long. RefSeq names its product acid-sensing ion channel 1-like. The record is from RefSeq and is a predicted model, not a curated record. NCBI's taxonomy places the organism in Eukaryota, Metazoa, Chordata, Actinopteri, Cichliformes, Cichlidae. Gene Ontology annotation, biological process: sodium ion transmembrane transport. Gene Ontology annotation, cellular component: plasma membrane. Gene Ontology annotation, molecular function: ligand-gated sodium channel activity.
CGCAGGUGAACAGCAGAGCUUCAGUCCACUGCUGCUUGCAGACGGACAUAAACGAGCGCGCGGGGGGAGGAAACCUCACGACUCACCAGAACAACCAACCAUCUGACUCCUAAACAGGUUUUCAGAUUCCUGAGUAGUCGAAAAAAAAAAAAUCUCCGGGUCUGACCUGAAAAUCUGCGGACUGACUGUAAGGGGCAUGCGUGCAGCGCAGCUAGAGGAACUCUUUAUGAACGGGCUGAAGUGCCAAGAAGGAUUUCCAUUUCUCCCACAGCUCCGGCUUUCUUCUCGCUGUCGCGCAGGAACGACGCGUGCUUCACUGGACUUAUAAUCGACCAGCGAAUUUCCAGGCUGAUGAAGCACUUUGUCAACCCUUAUAUUGUUCUUUGCUUUUCUGCAGCCCAGCGAGAAACCUGCAAAACAUCAUUGUAGCGCAGCGGUGAUGGACAUUCGCUUUGGCGUCUCGGUUAUGCACGCAUUGGAAUCAUUGUGCUUUUUUUUUCCAAAGGCGCUACUUCUGCACACAUCUCUCGCUCGCCUGACUUUCUUUAAAGCUUAAAAUGUUUUGUCGGUGUGUAUGAGCGAUGGCGCCCGAACCGCACCAGGUGACGGAGAGGUUAUCUGCACGUUUGGACCUGUUCGCGUGGAUAAUGAGAAUUUAUGCCACAGGUGAAUGAAUAUUUUCUGUUUUGAAGCCGCUUUCUGACUCUGGCAUACAGCUCGAGAGGGCUGCACGGUGAACAAUGGAUCUCAAAGUGGAAACCGAAGAAAUGGAGUCAAAUCAACCUCCACCCAUAGAAGUUUUUGCGCACAGCUCGACCCUACACGGAAUCUCUCACAUCUUCACGUACGAGCGGUUCUGCGUCAAACGCUGCCUGUGGCUCGUGUUUUUCUUGGGCUCUCUGACCUUCUUGCUGUACGUGUGCGUGGACCGGAUCCACUUCUACCUCGAGUACCCUCACGUCACCAAACUGGAUGAGGUCACGACCCCGAUCAUGACGUUCCCCGCCGUCACUUUCUGCAACCUGAACGCUUUCCGCUUCAGCCGCGUGACGCGCAACGACCUGUACCACGCAGGGGAGCUGCUGGCCCUUCUCAACCAAAGGUAUGAGAUCAGAGACAUGCACCUGGUGGAGGAGAGCGUUCUGGAGAGUCUCAAGGUCAAAGCCGACUUCCACAACUUUAAACCGCGACCCUUCAACAUGCGGGAAUUCUACGACCGCACCGGCCACGAUAUCAGUGACAUGCUGCUCUCCUGCCACUUCCACGGCACCGAGUGCAGAGCAGAGGACUUCAAAGUGGUCUUCACUCGCUAUGGGAAGUGUUACACCUUUAACGCUGGCGGUGAUGGGCGCACUCCCCUCAUCACCACCAAGGGAGGUAUGGGUAACGGCCUCGAGCUCAUGCUGGACAUUCAGCAGGAUGAAUACCUGCCAGUCUGGGGAGAAACAGAUGAGACUUCGUUUGAAGCGGGGGUCAAAGUUCAGAUCCACAGUCAGGAUGAGCCGUCCUUCAUUGACCAGCUCGGAUUCGGAGUGGCACCCGGGUUCCAGACAUUUGUUUCCUGCCAGGAACAGAGGCUGAUAUAUCUCCCCCCACCCUGGGGAGACUGCAAGGUGACGCCAAUGGAGUCGGACUUCUUUGAGAGUUACAGCAUCACAGCCUGUCGCAUUGACUGCGAAACGCGCUACCUGGUGGACAACUGCAACUGUCGCAUGGUGCACAUGCCUGGCGAUGCCCCCUACUGCACCCCCGAGCUGUACAAAGAAUGUGCUGACCCAGCUCUGGAUUUCCUGGUGGAAAGAGACAAUGAUUUCUGUGUGUGUGAGACGCCGUGCAACAUGACCAGAUACAGCAAAGAGCUGUCUUUUGUCAAGAUCCCCAGCAAGGCCUCUGCUAAAUAUCUUGCAAAAAAAUACAACAAAUCUGAGCAGUACAUUAAGGAAAAUAUCCUGGUUUUAGAUAUCUUCUUUGAAGCUCUCAAUUAUGAAACUAUUGAACAGAAGAAAGCAUAUGAAGUGGCUGGACUUUUAGGUAUAGCUUCUUUUCUAUUAUAUAACAUAGACUUCUUACAUUUUUUGUCUUCAUGCAUUUGUUAUGAAUAUGCUUUCAUUUCAGGUGAUAUUGGUGGUCAGAUGGGACUUUUUAUUGGUGCAAGCAUACUGACUAUUCUGGAGAUAUUUGACUACCUUUAUGAGGUAAUGAAGUACAAACUGUGCCGCUGCUCCGAUAAGAAGCACAAGCAUAACAACAACAAUGACCAGGGAACGGUCCUGAGCUUAGACGAUGUCAAGUGUCACGUCAGUAACUUUCACUAAGCUUCUGCAGCCGGGGGCAGAGAGCCGCCGCACUCUCUUGCUUGUGAGCAGCUUCGUGGACUUUGUUCUUUGCAGGUUUUCUUUCUUUUCCCACUGCUGGAACAACAGAGGAAGUGUGUGAACUGUGCCUGAUUAAGGUGUGUAAGCGACAUGAUGAAAUAGGGACGUGUGGCUGAGGUAAGCGGACAGCCACAGAGACGCGAGGGCAGGAGAACCAAGAGAAAUAAAACUAAAAAAAUGUUAGAAUAACUGCAUGGUCUUCUGUAAACACCUUUUCAAGACGUAGUAACAGAUACAGUAAAAGAUUACACAGGUUCAUUAUAUGUUCAGUAAACCAGUGUUAGAAAUCCCAGCAAUGUGGUGUCAGUUUGACUGUUUUUGUGUGAAAUAGUUGUUAAUUUACAGGAAUUUUUGUUUCGACUAAACCAGCUUUCUCUUUUACUUACAGCUGUCUUUACUUACAGCUGUCUUCCCCUGUUAAACUGCGCAUUCUGCCAUCAUACUGUACUACCUCGUCUCGCAGGAUGACAAUGCUAAAAAUAAUUUAAGUAAAACUGACUGACAAAAAGGUAACUGCCAUGUAGAGUAGGCGGACAUUAAAGAAAGCCCAACAUUUUCUUGAAAAGUAGUCGCAGGCGGUUUUCACAGAAAGCAUUUUGAUGUGUCACAAUAGGUAAAAGCACAAAUGUAAGGAUAGCUGAGAUCCAUUUACUUUAAUUAUGGGUUCCUGCAGCUGGAUGAAUAAAACGUAAUAAAAUCUCAGUCACUGUGACACAGUCGUCGCUUCCCACCGUCACCACGUGCUUGUUCAGAGGGCAUCAUCUGUUCACUGCGGUUCUGUCUUUCUUAUUGUAGGGUCUUUACCUUACAAUAUAAAGCACAGUCACACAUCUUUAGUUGUAAAGGGGCACUAUGUAAAUGAAACCUAAUUGAACUUUUUAAGCCCAAUAAAAAUUUGUACACCCCGAAUUUGUAUUUAAUUUUAUAGAUGUUAAACUGCUCAUAUUAGUGUAGCUAGGUCUGUUUGUAAAUAGAAAAAGAUUAAAUAAUAAGAGUAAGUGUAAGCUCUGUGAAAGUAGCUGGUAGUUAUUUUCUGUCACAUAAAUCCUGAGGUAAUGGUGGAUGGUCAUAAUAAACAUGGCCAGAGUUUCAGAUAUGUGUAAAUAAUCCCUGUUAGCGAAAAGGCCAGCUUUAAACUAGUUCAGAACCCACUGUCAUAAUAACCUGAGAUAUCAGGACAAACCUUCUAUUUGCAAAAGGCAGCCAAUCAGACGAAAGUUGGCUGAAUUGGAGAAGCGCUAAGAGUUUUUCUUCCCUUGAAGGGAGGGAAUAUACAACUGGUUACAUUUGCUUGUCUGUCUGUUAACAGUUUAGCCUCUGCAGUUUUCAAGAUAUUAUUUUCAAUUUUGUGUGAUGGUAGAUACCAAUAACAGCUCAAGCUGAUUUCAUUUAGGUGGAAAUCAGGUCAAGGUGACAUUUGAUAAUCAGUAAAAACUUUAUAUUACCCAAUGUUUUUAAUGGCUCGUCUUCAAACUUCACAACAAUAUACAAGGCUUUUGGGGAUACAAGUACCUGGGUAAGCGUUUGACCUACACUGUUAGCACGAAGAUCAAAAUUUCAAGAAUCUAUAACAAGUAAUAUCUCAUAUGAAAGGGCAUGGAGGACACUUUUCUUUUGCAAUACAGUGCCCUAUGGUGUUGCAGUAACACCGUGACAGGCUAACGUUAUCAUAUUGUAAUAAAAACACCAUAAAACAUCAAAGUUUUAGUCUAGUCGGUUGCUCUCUGAGUGCUCUUGUUUUUGCUUUUUUCAGACAGUGAAUGAAUCGAUAAACUACCCAAAGGUCCAGCAUAAGACACAUAAAGAAUAAUUUGAACUGUGACUCAUGUAGACCUAUUGUAAUGUAGUCCACAAUAAAAAUACAGAAUUGGAAAUGAGCACUAUAAGCUCUUUCUCACUUUCUCUCAGAAAACGUUUGUUUUCACAUUUUCACCGCACAUUCCAGUUUAUGUAUGAGAGUAAAAAGGGCCUACGUAUGAUUUUUAUGCACACGCAUAGUUUAUACAUCCAGCCUCUGAUGUUGCGCACGGUGUCGCACUUUGGCCCAUCAUAUGACGCUUGUGAAUGUUAUCAGUAACCUGUGUUUUUCCUGCUGUAACAAGUUCAAAUGCCCGCUGUGAAAAAGAUCUGCCAAGGGAACUACUUGGGUUAAACACGAGCAGGAAGUUAAAAACCAGUUGCUAGAUUCCCCGCAAAAAAGAUGUAAUCGAACAAUAUGACAAAGAGACUUAAUCAUCGUGUACUGUAUAGCUUUGCUGUAGAAAUGAGAAAUUUAUCAACACGUGAUGCCAUAACAUUUGUUUAAGAGAAUGUCAUUCAUGUUUACAUGCUUUUUGUCACAUUUUAAGGAAAUUUGCUUCUGUUGUGUCAACAAGGCUGGAUCACAUCAACUAGAAUCAAUAUUUUGAAUGUUUUUGUUUUUUACUUUCGAACGCUUACUUGCAUGUAGCACUGUACAGCAAGCAUCCUAUAUGUACAGUUCAUCCACACCUGCAGUUUGAGCCUUCUUCUGUCCUCGUGUCUGGGUGCGUUUUGUGAGCAUGUAUUCAUUUGCGGUUUUACGACGAUGAAAGAAAAGUGGAAAGAAACUGCCCUAAAAUGCUCAACAGUGAGUGUGGUGUCAGGUAGAUGGUGAAAAUCUGAGCUCUGCGGAGCAUGUGUGAGAGUUUCCCUCAUGAUUGUGUAUAUACCAAAAUUAGGGAUGCACCGAUAUAUCGGCCAAACCUCGGCACAGCCUGAUCUCGGCCUUGUUGACCAUUCACUUCUCUGCAAACAAGAAUGUAUUUAUUGACGUGAGUGUUUUCUGAUCUUUUUUUCACAAUGCCUAAUGUUUAAGAUGGUGUGUCAGUUCUGUUAUUGAAAAUGUGCUUGUCUUCCUGGCACACGAAGGAAAAGCAAACAAGAACAAAGCGUGGCAUGCCCAGAAGUUCACAGUCGGUGCAUCCCUACCAAAAAUCUAACCAUGUUUAUUAUUCUGCUCCUUGUUGUUCUCAACAGGAAGUGGGAUCUGAUUAGCGUGUAGCUGUGUGGUAUUACUAUCAAGCACAAUUAUUCCAUCAGUUGUAAUUUAGUGUAAAUAUUACUGUUGACUGUGGAUAAUAAUCCUCGUGUAUUAGCAUAGUCUGGUUUGUCUAACGGUGUACUUAAUGAUUUAUUUCAAAGAAACUUGCUGUGUGUCUCAAUUCAUUUUUUCUUCUGUAAAUUUGUUUAUUUGUCAAAGACAAAGUAGGGGGGGCUGUUUGUUUGUUUUUAUUAAUAUUGCUAGAGUUGAGUCACAGCAGCCGUUCUCAUCAGUACAUGAGAAUUAAAUAGCCAGACUGUUGCUGCAUGAGGUCGCCCAGCUUACUGCUUUUGUUUUUGCCUCCGUCUUUACUUUUGCCUUUUCAUUUGUGAUAUGAAAGGAUGGCUGUUUUAGUCUGGUGAUGUAAAGAUGAAUAAUGGACUUGAAUCGGUUGUUACAUUAAAGAUCAAAUGCUAA